AUGACACCAUUGGAUACAACAACAAUUCUUGACAAUAAUUCAACAACAAUACCUGAUGAUGAUAAUAAUGUUAAAACAGAAAAUACAACACCAGUUAUAAGUCGUUAUGGACUCAAAAUUCAAAUAAGUUCAAAUAGUGAUAUAGCUAAAUCAGAUGAACAUGAUCAUAAAACAGAAAAUGGCGUUGUAAAUGAUGAUAAAAUAAAAUCAAUUACAGCAGUUGUUAAUAGUGAUGCUGAUAUUAAAAAAGACGAAAAUGUUAUAGAAAAUAAUAAUUCAGUCAGUGUAUCAGAGAUAAAUACUGAAAGUCCUAAUGACGUUGAUGAUAAAUCAACAAAUGAUUGUAUUGAAGAAGAAAAAAUGGAAGUUGUUGAUAAUAAUGAUAAAAGUAUUACUGGUAAAUCAAUUAAAUGGUCUGUUGGACAAUUAACAUGGGCUCAUAUCAGUCACUAUCCUUAUUGGCCUUGUAUUAUAACACUAGAACCAAAUACAGAUAUUUUUACAAAAGAAAAAAGUGUUGGACGUCGUAAAGUAGCCACAUUAAUUCAUGUACAGUAUUUUGGUGAUAAAGGACGACAUGGAUGGGUCAGUGAAAGUUGGAUUAUGGAAUAUACUGGUAUUGAUCAUUUUAAUAAGCUUGCUGUUGAAGUACUAAAAAAUAAAAAAAAAUUUGUAAAAUAUGCUGGUUUUAUUGUUAAAUCAACAAUACAAAAAAAAUGGCAAAUUGCUGUUGAUGAAGCUGAAAAAAUGUUAUUAAUGUCAAUUGAAGAUAGAAUUGAUAUUGCUGAAAAAACUUGUGCAUCAAAAAUUAAAAAACGUGGACGUCCACCUUCUACAAUAAAUGAAGAACCAAUGAAAAAAAAACAAAAACUUAAUGAUGAUAAUAAUACAGUUAUAAAUAAUAACAAUAAUUUUGUUAAUAAUGAUAAAAAUAUAAUAAAUCUAACGAAUGAAACACCACCAACACCACCAUCAAGUAUUAAAGAUUCAUCAGAUGAAUCAAUAGUUAUUCGUAAAACAAAAAGAACACGUCGUAAAAAAUCAGAUAUUGUACAUGGUGAUUUUGAAGUAUAUUAUGAAGAAACACGACAUAAAUUAAUUAAUUUUCCACCAGAAUCAACAGAUGAUGAUAUACGUGCAUAUCUCAAAACAACAUGGGACAGUAUGGCAACAUAUCUUAAAAAUAAAUAUAAGCCUAAAAAAUUGAAUGAUUUUGAUUGUGAUUUAUUGGCUGAUGAACAAUCAGUUAAAUCAACAUCAUCAAUUAUUAGUAAAACAAAUAAUAGUAAUAAAAAAAAAAAAUUAAUUGACAAAGAUGAAGUAUCUGUAUCAUCAUCUUCAUCAUCAUCAACUGAUUCAAUGAAAAAAAAUAAACCAAUGAAUUUAUUUAAAGGAACAAAAGCCGAAAAACUGUGAAAAACUGGUGGCCAUGGCGUAUUUCGUACCUUUGAUUGUGUUAAACCAGGUGAAUCAGAAUCUGAUUGUGAAAAUAAUGAUGCUGAUAAUGAUAAUAAUAAAAUUGAUGAUAAAACAACAGCUGACAAAUCACCGUCACCAUCAACAUCAACAACAACAGCACUAGUAGAAGCAACAACACCAUCAUCAUCAUCGUCAUCAUCAUCAUCAAUAACAUCAACAGAAGUAGCAGUAACAACACCAAAAAAAUAUGAUUCAAUUGAAGAAGAAAAUUUUAAAUGUAUUGAUUGUUUAUCUGGUGUUGCACCAGCAUGUUUUGUAUGUAAUGAACGUGAAGAAGAAAGAAUAAGAUGUUCAAUGUCAACAUGUGGAAAACAUUAUCAUGCAUCAUGUCUUAAAUUAUGGCCUCAAAGUCAUUGGCAAGGUGGUAGAAUAGCAUGUCCAUAUCAUGUAUGUCAUACAUGUACAUCAGAUAAUCCACAAAGUUAUCAGUGUCAUUCACGUGCACCACAUGAUAGAUUUGUACGUUGUGUACGUUGUCCAUCAGCAUAUCAUGCAGCAUCAUCAUGUUUACCAGCUGGUUCAAAAAUAUUAACUGGUACACAUAUAAUAUGUCCAAAACAUUAUAUAUCACCAAAUCCACCAUUAAAUGCAGCAUGGUGUUUCUUAUGUACACGUGGUGGUUCAUUAAUAUGUUGUGAUACAUGUCCAACAUCAUUUCAUCCAGAGUGUCUUGGUAUUAAUGCACCAGAUGGUGCAUUUAUAUGUGAAGAUUGUGAAACUGGUAGAUUACCAUUGUAUGGUGAAGUUGUAUGGUGUAAACUUGGUAAUUAUCGUUGGUGGCCAUCACGUAUAUGUUAUCCAAAUGAAAUACCAUUAAAUUUAGAAACAGCAACACAUUCAAAUGGUGAAUUUUGUGUUGAAUUUUUUGGUACACAUAAUUAUUAUUGGGCACAUCGUGGACGUUGCUUUUUAUAUCAAGAUGGUGAUUUAAAUGCAAAAGUAACAGCAAUUGGUAAAAAAAAUGUUGAUGAAUCAUAUAAAAUUGCUGUUGAUGAAGCAAAUGAUGUUUAUCAAAAAUUAAAAAAUGAAAAAAUUGCAGCACAAGAUGAUACAAUACCAAAAAGAUUAAAACCACCACCAUAUGUUAAAUUAAGAAUAAAUAAACCAGUUGGUAAUGUUAAACCAGUUGAAGUUGAUAGUAUUGUUGCUUGUGAAUGUAAUCCACAAUGGUCAAAUCCAUGUUCAAGUGAUACUGAUUGUUUAAAUCGUAUAUUAUCAAUUGAAUGUAGUCCAGAUAUAUGUCCAGCUGGUGAAAAAUGUAAUAAUCAAGCAUUUGUAAGACGUGUUUAUCCAGCAAUGGAACCAUUUCAUACUGCUGGACGUGGUUGGGGUUUAAGAACACUUGAUAAUAUUAAAAGUGGACAAUUUGUUAUUGAAUAUGUUGGUGAAGUUAUUGAUGAAGCUGAAUAUAAAAGAAGAUUACAUAGAAAAAAAGAAUUAAGAAAUGAAAAUUAUUAUUUUUUAACAAUUGAUAAUUAUCGUUUAAUUGAUGCUGAACCAAAAGGUAAUUUAAGCAGAUUUAUGAAUCAUUCAUGUCAACCAAAUUGUGAAACACAAAAAUGGACAGUUAAUGGUGAUACAAGAAUUGGUUUAUUUGCAUUACGUGAUAUAUCAAAUAAUGAAGAAUUAACAUUUAAUUAUAAUCUUGCAUCUGAUGGUGAAACAAGAAAACCAUGUUUAUGUGGUGCAUCAAAUUGUAGUGGUUAUAUUGGUUUAAAAGUACAAAAACCACAAUUAACUGUUAUACAACAAACUAAAAUUGAAACUGCUGAAAAAGUUAAAAAACAACGUCGUCGAAGAAUUCAUCCAUGUUGGAAAUGUGGUCAAAGUAUUAUUGAUACAGAUAAUUUAUUAAAAUGUCAAUUAAGAUCUUGUUUUAAACGUUAUCAUACUGAUUGUGCUAAUAUUAUUGAUAAUAAUAGUAAAUUUAUUUGUCCGUGGCAUCAUUGUCUUACAUGUUCAGAUAGAACUGCAUCACAUUGUACAUUUUGUAGUACUGCAUAUUGUCAAAAUCAUUUAGAGGGAAAUUUAACUGAACAAAAAGAAAAUGGUGGAUAUUUAUGUAAAAUUCAUGAAGAUCUACUAUUUGAAGACGAUCAAGAUUUUAAUGUUGAUAAUAAAAAUAAUCAAAAUUUAAAUAAUGUUAUUAUUUAUGGAAAACAAAUGUCACCAGAAUAUCCAGAACCUGAAGAAUCUGAUGAUGAUUUUGACAAAGCAUCAUUACUUGCUGAUUCAGAUAGUCCAAUUGAACCAUUAUCACCUAGAGGCUCGAUAAUCGAGGUUGUAAUAAGCAGUGAAGAAGGUGAUGAUGAUUCAGUAACUCAAGAAAAUAAUAAAUUGGAUAAUGCAAAAGAUGAUAAAUUAGAUAAUAAUUCAUUAAUUAAUGUUAAUGAUAAAAUUAAAUCAAUGGGCUAUACAACCCACCAGUUGAAUGAAAUUAUUGGCAUUGGUGGUGGAAUAUAGUGCAGAAAAAUAUUCAUUUUAUCACUUUAAAAUACUAUUUUCUUUUUUUUUUUUUUUUCAUCUACACUAUAAUAAGUAGUUAAUAAUAAUUAUAGAAAAACAAAAAAUUAAAAAAUGUAAAUAGCUUUUAAUUUAUAUUGUUAGUCAUUUCUUUUAGUGUUUUCGUAUUAAAUGAGUUGUCUUAAUGUGAAAAUUAAAUUAAAAAAUUACGUAUUAAUAAAAAAUAAAUUUAUAAGUUAUAAUCUUAAUAGAAAAACAAAAAAAUA
Messenger RNA from Aphidius gifuensis, 4208 nucleotides. It is a transcript of the gene NSD, whose product is annotated as histone-lysine N-methyltransferase NSD2. The transcript has 6 exons. Gene Ontology annotation, cellular component: chromatin; nucleus. Gene Ontology annotation, biological process: regulation of DNA-templated transcription. Lineage: Eukaryota; Metazoa; Arthropoda; Insecta; Hymenoptera; Braconidae. The record is from RefSeq and is a predicted model, not a curated record. Gene Ontology annotation, molecular function: histone H3K36 methyltransferase activity; protein binding.